Fusarium oxysporum Fo47 is the source of this 2487-nucleotide messenger RNA. RefSeq lists its product as uncharacterized. Lineage: Eukaryota; Fungi; Ascomycota; Sordariomycetes; Hypocreales; Nectriaceae. The record is from RefSeq and is a predicted model, not a curated record. Bases 1 to 2487 code for a protein of 828 amino acids. The transcript has 2 exons.
AUGAUGUCAAACACUGUUGGACGCCUUGCGCUUUUCGCAACACUCCCUUUACUGACUUCGAGAUUCACUGUUACACAGGACAACGAUGGUUCUGACCAAACCGUGGCCCAGGCGAUUUUUACCGGGCAGGGCCUGAGUGUAGUGAACUGGGACUUGAGUGCUGCAUCGGGCAGCUAUGGAUCCUUCGCUGACGGCCCAUUCGGCAUCGGCAGCGGUGGCAUCUUGGCCACUGGUCCCGUGUCUGGCGCCCUGCCUGGAGGAAAUCGUAAUGUCGAUAACGGGCAUUCGAAUAACGGAGAGCAGGACAGCUACUGUGGACCCAAUAGCCAGAAUGCCCUCGUUCUCUAUGCAGGUGUCUUUAUUGACUCUGGGUAUAAUGGAGUCCAGCUAGAGUUUAUCCUGGCCACGGAAGAGGACGAAGGGGGCCAGCCUGACUCUAUUGGCUUGCUCGCCUAUACCGAUAACGAGCACCAACUGGCUGUGGAUGGCAGCGGAAACAGAAUCACCGCCCAGUCUUCCUUAGCAAAAGACCCAAUCGCCAUACGCCCACCUAACAGUGUUACCGGAUACUCAAGAUCGACCCCUCCUCUGAUUGUAACACUUCCGUUACCAGGAGGAAAUACCCAACUCGACAUCUUCCUCUCGAUAUGCGACAUCAAUAACGCCGGCCACGAUUCAGCUUUACUUAUCAAAGGUACUGCUUGUACCGACUGCGAGUUGACUCCAAAUGGUGCGGAGAUCAACUACGUCAAAGAGACGACUUCGCUCCAGCGAGAGCAAGCAUAUACCUCUACUAUACCUGCAUCUGGCACAGCCUCGGGAACAUUCAUAUAUUUUGUCGCGCCUGAAGAAACGACCACCACUGCCCUCGAGCAACCAACCUCGACUGACGCUACAACUACGACUUAUGAGUCAACGGAGACAACCACGACUGAUUCAACAACUACCACCGCAACAACGACUAGUGGUGAGGUCAAGAGCACCUCUGCAGAGGCAGCGGUUACAACCAAAACAACAACUAAGGAACCAACUACUACUGCCGAAAGUACCUCGACAGAAGAGCCAACAACUGCUAGUCAAUCUACUGACACCAACACGUCAACUGAGCUGGGCACUACCGUUGAGGACACAACCACAAGUGACUACUCAUCCACCACCACGGUUGAUGAGCCCACGACCAGCUCAACAAAUGUCUCGAUAGUCAGCACCGUUACCACCACCGAUGCCACUGCCGUUGUCACUACAGAUACCGCAUCCACUGUUGCUACUGAUAGCGCGAGCCAACCAACAACUGCAACUCUGAGAGAAUCAACCACUGUCGCGUUGACCAGCAGCACGAUAGUGACUACUUCCGACGAGCCUGUACUCCAAUCAGAUACAACGACUACCAUGUCGAGCGACUCAAACACCGCCAGCUGGAGUUCAUCCGAGACAUUUAGUACAUCUUCUGGGUUUUCGAACCAAGCUACAACUUCUCGUGCCUCGUCUUCGAGUGAGACUUCACUCCCACUCUCUUCAACUGAUAUCUCUUCGACCGAAAUUUCUUCCACUGCGGCCGUUUCUCAGGAAACUUCACAGACUCUUACAGCCCAUUCUGAACCAUACACCACUUCUACAUCUUCUCUCAUAUUUUCCACUUCUGCAAGCGGUUCCAUCGAUUCGAGCUCCAUUUCCGUUUCAACACCGGCCAGCACCAUCAGUAUGGGCUUACAAGGAUCCUCAUCUGCAGGCUCUACAGAGCUAGUUGUUACAAAGCCAAGUUCCAGUCAAACCACGGUGUACUCAGUACCUUACAACUCCGGUAAGCCAGGACAGAGCCUCGUUGCAACGACAGUAACAACCAUCACGUACACUAUCGUCAAUCCUUACAAACCCUCCGAGUUGACGGUCACUGAGUACUGCUCCACUUUGUCGUAUCAACCAUGUACUCGUUGUGCCCACCAGCCAAUUCCCUCGGUUUCCAUGACUACACAAGUCGUUCCUUGCGACGGAUGCGGGAAGCAGGGAGAGAACGAGGUUACUGUUACAGUGCCUUGUGCAGCCGCCACAGAACCGGCCUCUAAUGAUCACCCCUACAAGAAGCCCAAGCUGCCGAAGCCACAAGGUUCGCAUCAGUCGGAAUCUCUAGUUCAGUAUGCCAAGCCAACAUCGGUCGUAAACCACGCUGUGCCUGGCUUCAACGGAACACUCACCACGGCCAUCAGACAUGCUCGACCUACGGCUUACGGCAAUGGAGAUUCUGAUGCACACCACUACAACAAUCCUGCUAAUGGUACUCCUGAUCAACAGCAAGAUCACCACGAACCGAGCAGCCCCGAGGUCACCAGCAUGAACUAUGGAAACCCAUCACUUUCUUCCUCCCAUUCAGCUAGCACACCAACCCACCACACUACAGUGCCAGAGGUAGCUAUUGCUUCUGGAGGGCGACUUCAGAUGAAUAUGUUUGUCUUUUUGUCGACCUUUAUCGGGCUUAUCUUCUUCUUGUAA